AUGAGGCCUGUUACAAAGUUCAAUGGUUUUCAUGAGCAGCCAAAGAAGGUGAUUAAUGGUGCACGUCCUUCCUCGUUGUUGAUCAACAAAGAUUCCCAUUUGAUACGCAAGCCUUCAGUUUCUUCAACAAAUUUUGUUGCACAGAACAAACAUCAGAAGGUUCCCAUCAUCAUUUACACACAAUCACCCAAGGUUAUCCACACCAAGCCCCAAGAUUUCAUGGCUUUGGUUCAAAGACUAACGGGUAAGUCAAGCACAAACGGUGACGUAUCCACUGCCACCACUGUCUCGCUGCCUCAUCAGCCAAACCAAGAGGCCUCUUUAAAUUCUGGGUCAUCUUUGUCUGAUGUGUCUAACAACAAAAGCAUCAAAUUGAAGUGGAUGCACCAAGGUGCUAGUGAUGGCGAUGAAACUAACUCAGCUCUUAGGAGGGAUGAUAAGACUUGUGUGAAGGGUGGUGCAAGUUUUCAACAUAGUCCCUCUAAUCUGGAUUUUGCUGAUAUGCCACUGUUCACUCCAAAUUCCUCAGUAGUGUAUAAAUAUUCAGAUUCUCCAUUUGGGAUUUUGGGAAGUUUGAUAUCUCCUUCUGGGUUGGAAUUCAUGAAAGAGCUGCCUGAGUAUUGA
This is a messenger RNA of Gastrolobium bilobum, 624 nucleotides long. Its product is annotated as VQ motif-containing protein 8, chloroplastic-like. The transcript has a single exon. The coding region runs from base 1 to 624 and encodes 207 amino acids. NCBI's taxonomy places the organism in Eukaryota, Viridiplantae, Streptophyta, Magnoliopsida, Fabales, Fabaceae. The record is from RefSeq and is a predicted model, not a curated record. Gene Ontology annotation, cellular component: nucleus.